UGGUACUUAUAAAUGGAAAAACUAGCUGUCGACUGUCAUUGACAUAUUUUGUGUCACAUGUUUUAUAAAUACGAUAGAAAAGUCUAGAAAUAAUUAGUGAAAAUUACUUUAUUUUUCAAAUUCAACGCACAAUGACUAUCUCGAGGCUUGCGCGCUUGGUAUCCCAGACUAAAAAUUUGUCCAGAAUUGAGCAGAUAGUGCAAAGGCGGACAGCAACAACGACUCCGACUGGCGCUGUUCUCCCGGAGCCUGAGAAGAAGCAGUUUGGUCUGUUGGGCAUAGUGUGCACUGUAGUGCCUGGUCUACUAAUUGGCGCCGCUAUCAGUAAAAACAUAGCAAAUUUUCUUGAAGAGAAUGAACUCUUUGUACCUUCCGAUGACGACGACGAUGAUGACUAAAAGACAUGAUGGUGUCUUCCUUAUAGGAUUUCUAUUUAUAUUAUCUUUUUCUCUCAAGUAGUGUCUAAGCGAAAUAUACUUCUCAAGAUAACAAGCGGGUAUACAAAGAAACUCAUUUAUUAGUUCAAUUAACUAUUUAUUGUUAAAUAUUAAGAUUGUUACAAAAGCUGUUUCAAAUGUAUGUAGUUAAAUACAUUUUGUGCAGAAGUUCUAGAAUUCAAACAUCGCACAAUUUAUUAUAUUUUUUAAAUUACAAAUUGUGUUAUAUUAAUAACAUAAAGUUGUUCCUACAUAUUAUAUUUACAUAAGUACAAUUUGAUAAUCAAUAAUUGUAAUGUAUAUGUAAACAGCUUUCUAUAUACAGCUGAGUGUACAUUGUAAUAAAUAUCUAAAUACAAAAAUGCAUGUCCUGUUAUAUUGGGGGUAAAAUUCAAUUCUAGUCAAAAGUUACUCUUCAAUUUAGCAAUGUUUUAUAGAAUCUCAUUCAUCUUUUUCUUUUUAAAGUUUUUCUAAGCAAAAUGAAUAAUUAUAUGAAU
Molecule: messenger RNA, 934 nt
Organism: Hyposmocoma kahamanoa
Lineage: Eukaryota; Metazoa; Arthropoda; Insecta; Lepidoptera; Cosmopterigidae
Gene: EMRE
Product: essential MCU regulator, mitochondrial
Exons: 1
Coding region: 132-398 (88 amino acids)
Biological process (GO): calcium import into the mitochondrion; mitochondrial calcium ion homeostasis
Cellular component (GO): uniplex complex; mitochondrial inner membrane
Source: RefSeq, a predicted model, not a curated record